AUGCCGGUCGACAAGAUCACCCCCGACGAUAGUCGUGUGUCUCAUCGCGAGACUGUUCUGAACGGACAAAAGUACCACUAUAUACACGGUGUCCCGAAGCAUGGGAAGUUUAAGGCUACCGUCUUCCUCAUUCACGGAUGGCCGGACUUAUCGUAUGGCUGGCGAUAUCAGAUACCGUUCCUUAUUCAGCAAAACAUGCAGGUCGUUGUUCCGGACAUGAUGGGAUAUGGUAGAACUGAUGCUCCACGCUCACCACCUGCUGAUCUACGUCUCUAUUCGAUCAAACGGGCUGCCGACGACAUCUCGGAACUGGCCAAGCAACUGGGAGCCCCCAAAAUCAUUCUGGGUGGCCACGACUGGGGCGGCAUUGUGGUGUAUCGAACUGCACAAUGGUAUCCGGAGCUCGUUACCCAUGUCUUCUCUGUAUGCACUCCAUACACGGCUCCCUCUAGACGUUUCAUCUCGCUUGCCGAAAUGGUACAUGGGCCCUUGCCUCAAUUCGGAUACCAGAUGCAGCUCGCUGGACCAGAGCUGGAGGCCAACGUGACAUCCUGUGAUCAGGUCAGGAACUUCCUCAGGGCUUUGUACGGUGGGAGAUCCGAGCAGGGGAAACCUUACUUUCGGCCGGAAACUGGUAUAGAUCUUGAUGGGCUGGAGACGAUUGGUGUCGCACCCUCGCUUGAUGGAGAGGCAUGUUCAAGUGAGAUGAACUCGCAGAUCGUUAUUGACUCAAGAUUACAGGAACUCGAAUACUAUACCAGAGAGUACAUGCGCCAUGGACUACAUGGACCUUUGAACUGGUAUCGAACACGUCGUAUCAAUUUCGAAGACGACUUGAAGCUGGGUACGAAGAUGGUCAAGCAACCAGUACUGUUUAUCUCUGGUAGGCAUGAUGCAGUGCUGACACCCGAGAUGUCCAAAGGUAUGGAAGCGUUUGUUCCACGUCUGACAAGGAGAGAGGUAGAAGCCAGUCAUUGGGCCUUGACACAAACCCCCGAAGAAGUAAAUAAUAUUGUGAAAGAGUGGCUUCGAGAGGUCGCUCUCGGAUCGAGAAGUUUAUUGUAG
This is a messenger RNA of Aureobasidium namibiae CBS 147.97, 1065 nucleotides long. Its product is annotated as epoxide hydrolase. Lineage: Eukaryota; Fungi; Ascomycota; Dothideomycetes; Dothideales; Saccotheciaceae. Bases 1 to 1065 code for a protein of 354 amino acids. The record is from RefSeq and is a predicted model, not a curated record. The transcript is spliced from 4 exons. Gene Ontology annotation, molecular function: hydrolase activity.